This is a messenger RNA of Trachemys scripta elegans, 1784 nucleotides long. RefSeq names its product glycogenin 1 (gene GYG1). NCBI's taxonomy places the organism in Eukaryota, Metazoa, Chordata, Testudines, Emydidae. Gene Ontology annotation, cellular component: cytoplasm. The record is from RefSeq and is a predicted model, not a curated record. Gene Ontology annotation, molecular function: glycosyltransferase activity. The transcript has 7 exons. Bases 103 to 1116 code for a protein of 337 amino acids.
GCCCGCCCAGAUAUAAAGGGUGGCUCCGGCAGCGGCUCGCGACUAGCCGGCGGCCGCAGCAUCUGUGCCGGGCGGAGGGGCAGCAGUACGGGCACCGGCACCAUGGCUGAUCAGUCUUUUGUGACUCUAGCUACGAAUGACUCUUAUGUUAAAGGAGCACUGGUCUUGGGUUCAUCUCUGCAACACCAGAGAACAGUAAAGAAACUAACUGUGCUCAUAACGCCUCAGGUCUCUGCUCCCAUGAGGAAGGUGCUAGAAAAAGUCUUCGAUGAAAUCUUAUUGGUAGAUGUCUUGGACAGUGGAGAUUCAGCCCAUCUAGCACUAAUGAAAAGACCUGAGCUGGGUGUCACACUAACAAAACUCCACUGCUGGGAACUGACUCAGUAUUCAAAAUGUGUGUUCAUGGAUGCAGACACAAUGGUUUUAUCAAAUAUUGAUGAGCUUUUUGAGAAAGAAGAGCUAUCUGCAGCACCAGAUCCAGGCUGGCCUGACUGUUUUAAUUCUGGAGUUUUUGUUUAUCGACCUUCCAUUGAAACAUACAAUCAUCUGUUACAACUUGCCACAGAGAAAGGCAGCUUUGAUGGUGGGGACCAGGGGCUAUUAAACACCUUCUUCAGCAGCUGGGCAACAACAGAUAUCAACAAACAUUUGCCAUUUAUUUAUAACUUAAGCAGCAUUUCUCUAUACUCCUACCUCCCAGCAUUUAAAGCGUUUGGUUCAAAUGCUAAAGUGGUGCAUUUCCUAGGAAGAAUGAAACCAUGGAAUUACACAUAUGACUCUAAAACCAAAAGCAUAAAAGGUGACACAAGUGAUCCCACAAUGGUUCACCCAGAAUUCCUCAACAUGUGGUGGCAUACCUUCAUCACCAACAUCUUACCCCUACUAGAACAACAUGGUAUUGUUAAAGACGCCACUACAGGUGUAAAGGCGGACGAGGUUACAGAGGCAGUGUCCCACAUGUCACUUUCAGCAGCAGCACUAACUUCGCCAUCAUCUCCCCCACCAGCUGAAUCUUCAGAAGAACGGAAGGAGAGGUGGGAGCAAGGCCAGGCUGACUACAUGGGAGCAGACUCCUUUGACAAUAUCAAGAAAAAACUUGACACUUACCUCCAAUAGAAGCACUUCUAUUGCCGAUAUUCAUAGAGAUACAAGAACUUCUUCCCGAGCUAUCGCAGCUAGGAAAGUGUUGAAUGUGGUCAGUUAAGCUUGCCUAGUAGCUUGAUAAAACUCAUCAGGCUGAAGAUCUUUGCAGUACUACAGGUGAGAACUGAGCAAAAGCUAUAAAGUAGAAAUCCUCGUGCCGGCUGUACCUGCACAAUCCUGAAGUCUUCCCUUUUAAGUAAAACUGCUGGAUAUGUCUAUUUAAAAAUAAAAACAAAAAACUGGGGAACAGGGCACUAAACUGGCUUGACACUUAUUCCUUUAAACCUGUAGGGCUGUGCUUUACCUCUUAAAAGAUGAAUGGCGUUACUCCUCUUGCUUGCUAUCUUAUAUAGGAGAUCAUAUAUUUUUGAGAUUGUUUAGAAGUUGAAGUGGUUGUAACACUGCCUUACUGUAAAUGUUAGUACUAAACUGUUAGCAUACAUGCAAACUUAAUACAACUUCUAACAGCAAAGGCACUGCUUUAUGGUAUUAGUCUCACACUGAAGAUCUUGACCAGGUUUUUAUGUACAGUACAUACAGCAUGGUAGAAUGUCUUUGUUUAGUUCUGUAUACUAUGGGACUAUAAAACUGAGUUUUACCUGUAAUAUUGCACUCAUUGCAAAAUAAAAACUCGUGAUGCA